ACUAAACCGACCAAAACAAAACCGACCAAGACUAAGCCCACUAAAACAAAACCCACCAUAACUAAACCGACCAAAACUAAGCCCACUAUAACUAAACCAACAAAGACUAAGCCCACUAAAACUAAACCGACCAAAACAAAACCGACUAAAACCAAACCAACCAAGACUAAACCCACCAAGACUAAGCCCACUAAAACUAAACCGACCAAAACGAAGCCCACUGAAACAAAACCGACCAAAACAAAACCGACUAAAACCAAACCGACCAAGACUAAGCCCACUAAAACUAAACCCACCAAGACUAAGCCCACUGAAACUAAACCGACUAAAACUAAACCGACCAAGACUAAACCGACUAAAACUAAACCGACCAAGACUAAGCCUACUAAAACUAAGCCCACUGAAACUAAACCAACCAAAACUAAACCCACCAAGACUAAGCCCACUAAAACUAAACCGACCAAAACGAAGCCCACUGAAACAAAACCCACCAAAACCAAACCGACCAAGACUAAGCCCACUAAAACUAAACCCACCAAGACUAAGCCCACUGAAACUAAACCGACUAAAACUAAACCGACCAAGACUAAACCGACUAAAACUAAACCGACCAAGACUAAGCCCACUGAAACUAAACCGACCAAAACGAAGCCCACUGAACCCACCAAAACAAAACCGACUAAAACCAAACCAACCAAGACUAAGCCCACUAAAACUAAACCGACAAAGACUAAACCCACUAUACCGCCCCAAGUUAAACAUCCUGCACAAUACUAUAAACAAUAUAUGCCUUCCAUUUAUUCUCCUUACCAUACCUACUCACUGCCUGAGCCAUUAACUACUACUCCACCUUCUACAACAGAGCCCCCUCCACCACCUACUACCCCACCCUUUACAACAGAGCCCCCUCCACCACCUACUACCCCACCCUUUACAACAGAGCCCCCUCCAUCACCUACUACAACAGAGCCCCCUCCACCACUUACAUUGCCUUGACCACAUUGUCAUCCGCAUGCUGCUGUUCCUGAGUUUCCGUACAUGCAUAUCCACCUCCCUAUCCCCUACCAUAUCCCCCUCAAGUGUGAUGUGUUUUAAUAAAUGGUUUGACAAACAAGUGA
Molecule: messenger RNA, 1118 nt
Organism: Labrus bergylta (ballan wrasse)
Lineage: Eukaryota; Metazoa; Chordata; Actinopteri; Labriformes; Labridae
Product: mucin-2-like
Source: RefSeq, a predicted model, not a curated record